AAUAUGAUUUAUGAAUCUGGGAUCAAAGUGUAAAUUAAUAAAGCGAAAUCGGCACGAGCCCAACACACUUUCAUACUUCAGCGCAAUCCGCCACUAACUGCGGCGGCACGUGUACUUCCCUACGCUUCAUUUGUCAAAACAUAAAAUUUGUUUACUUUUAUCUCUGAAAAGUUGUGCGAUGAAUUUCACCGGCGAUUUUGAUCUUAAGGAAAAGCAGGUACUCGAAGGCCACACCGAUAGGGUUUGGAGCCUCUCCUGGAAACCGGCGACAGGCGUCAAUGAUAUCCCCGCCGUACUUGCUUCUUGUAGCGGCGACAAGACCGUAAGAGUCUGGGAACAGAGCCCCGCUACAGGCUCUUUUCAGUGCAAGGCAGUAUUGGAUGAGACACACACUAGGACUGUUAGGUCAUGUUCUUGGUCACCAUCUGGCAAAUUGUUAGCGACAGCAAGUUUUGAUGCGACUACUGCUAUUUGGGAACGUGUUGGUGAUGAUUAUGAAUGUGUCUCCACUCUAGAGGGUCAUGAAAAUGAAGUCAAAAGUGUCUCUUGGAAUGCAUCUGGCUCACUGCUUGCUACUUGUGGACGAGAUAAAUCGGUUUGGAUAUGGGAAGUAUUGCCUGGUAACGAGUUUGACUGCGUUUCGGUGUUGCAAGGACAUACUCAAGAUGUUAAAAUGGUCCAAUGGCAUCCAUCUAUGGAUAUCCUGUUCUCAUGUAGCUAUGACAACACUAUUAAGAUUUGGGCUGAAGAUGGGGACAACGAUGAUUGGCAUUGUGUUCAAACUUUAGGUGAAUCUGAUGGUGGACAUAUAUCAUCAGUCUGGGCUUUAUCUUUCAAUUUGGAAGGAGACAAAAUGGUUACCUGUAGUGAUGAUCUUACUCUUAAGAUAUGGGGUGCUGAUAUCAUGAGGAUGCAGUCAGGUGAUGGAUAUGCACCUUGGUCACAUCUUUGUACCCUCUCUGGCUAUCAUGAUCGAACAAUUUUUUCAGUCCAUUGGUCGAGGGAAGGAAUAAUUGCCAGUGGAGCAGCUGAUGAUGCUAUUCGUCUAUUUGUGGAGAACAAGGAUAGUUUGGUAUGGAUAGACCUCCUCCCUCUUAACCAUCUUGAUCCCUGAUUCAUUUCAUAGGGC
Molecule: messenger RNA, 1129 nt
Organism: Olea europaea var. sylvestris
Lineage: Eukaryota; Viridiplantae; Streptophyta; Magnoliopsida; Lamiales; Oleaceae
Product: protein CIA1-like
Exons: 8
Coding region: 179-1114 (311 amino acids)
Biological process (GO): iron-sulfur cluster assembly
Cellular component (GO): cytosolic [4Fe-4S] assembly targeting complex
Molecular function (GO): protein binding
Source: RefSeq, a predicted model, not a curated record